Brassicogethes aeneus is the source of this 2745-nucleotide messenger RNA. Lineage: Eukaryota; Metazoa; Arthropoda; Insecta; Coleoptera; Nitidulidae. The record is from the annotation of a GenBank genome assembly.
AUGAAAAUUGUGAUACAAAAUGUUUUUAUGGUUUUAUUUUUUGCGACAUAUAAUUAUUUGUGUUUGGCAAAGGAUUCUAUAACCAUUGGAGCUCUUUUCGAUGAGGAGGACUCUCAGAUGGAGAUGCCCUUGCGGAGUUUGGUCUACACUAAAAACUUGGUAGACCAAAAGCUUUUCUACAAAAUAAACAUGCAGACUUUACUAAAAACUGAUAGUUAUUCUUGCAGUAAAAUUGUUUGCAACAUCAGUCAAACUGAUAGUGGUAUUGCAGCAAUUUUUGGGCCACAAUCUGAGGGAGCUUCAUCAAUAAUCCAAUCUCUAUGCUCGAAUUUUGAAAUACCCCACAUACAAACAAACUGGAAAGCAAAAAAUUCACCGAAAUCGGAAACCGCGCUGAAUUUUUUUCCGGAAGCAGACCUGUACGCGAUGGGCUUAGCCGAAAUUGUUAAGAGUUUGCAAUGGGAUAGUUUUAUUGUUAUCUAUGAGACAGAAGAGGGAUUAUCACGAUUACAGGAAGUGUUAAAAUUGCAGGAUUAUUUAAAAGGAAGUAAAUUCAAAAUUACCUUGAAAAAAAUGGGACUCGGUCCUGAUUAUAGACCCUUAUUCAAAGAAAUCCAAGAUUCUUCAGCAUUUAGAAUGAUCCUAGAUUGCCAUGUUGAUAAAAUUUUGGAUGUUUUAAAACAAGCUAAAGAAAUUGGUAUGCUAGAAUUGUUCCACAAUUUCUUUUUGACGUCUUUGGAUGCUCAUACGCUUGAUUAUUCCACUUUGGACACCAAUGCUAAUAUAACAUCAAUAAGACUUUUUGAUUUAAAUAAUGUUGAGUUUAAACGAGCUGUGCGAAAUUGGGAGUUGUCGCAAUACCAUUUGGGCAAUAGGAUCAAAAUUGAUCCACAGGAAAUAAGAACAGAAACCGUCCUAAUGCACGAUGCAGUUCUACUUUUCCUAGACACUUUAAACACCUUGCAAUUGACUCAAACCAUAGAGACAACCCCAAUAUCAUGCGAUAGUACUGAAAAAUGGUCCGGAGGUUUUGCUAUAUCCAAUUUUAUGAAAAUUAAACAACCUACAAUGACACUAAGCGGACCAUUAAAAUUCGACGACUUCGGCAGAAGAACGGAUUUUCGUAUACAUUGUGUUGAAGUCUUGGUAAAUAAAACCAUAGCAACUUGGACCCCAUCUGCUAGAUUAAAUAUGAGCAAAAGUGCUGAGGAGGAUGCACAAACUAUUAUAGAAAAUUUGCAGAAAACCACAGUCAUUGUGGCAUCAAGGUUGGGAAAACCAUAUCUUAACGAGAGAAAACGUAGCUACGAAGGUGAAAUAUUGACAGGAAAUGCAAGAUACGAAGGUUAUGCUAUGGACUUAAUAAAUGGGAUAGCAGAAAUUUUGAAUUUUACCUAUGAGUUUAAAGUUGUAAAGGAUUAUGGUAAACCUGAUCCAAUUACUGGUAAAUGGAAUGGACUUGUCAGGGAGUUAAUAGAUAGAAAAGCUCAUUUGGCGAUAUGUGAUCUUACAAUCACCCAUCAAAGGCGUGAAGUAGUUGAUUUCAGCAUGCCUUUUAUGACUUUAGGCAUAGGAAUUUUACAUAAAAAACCUGAUGCUAAAGAGGUCAACAUGUUUGCCUUUUUGGACCCAUUUUCUCUACCAGUUUGGUUUUAUACUGCUACACUAUACUUGAUAGUAUCUCUUCUACUAUUUUUUGUAUCCAGAAUGACACCAGGCGAUUGGGAAAGCCCACAUCCAUGUGAUCAAAAUCCAGAAGAGUUGGAAAAUAUAUGGGAUUUUAAAAAUUCCUGUUGGUUGACCAUGGGGUCCAUAAUGACACAGGGAUGUGACAUUUUACCAAAAGGUAUUUCUUCAAGAAUGUCCGUAUCAAUGUGGUGGUUUUUCUCCUUGAUAAUGACCAGUUCCUACACAGCGAAUCUUGCAGCUUUUUUGACCAUGCAAAAAAUGGAGCCUGCCAUAGAUGGUGCGGAAGCUCUCUCCAAACAAAACAAAAUUAAAUACGGCACAGUGGAAGGGGGGUCAACUCAAGCGUUCUUCAGAGAUUCAAACUAUUCGACGUAUCAACGUAUGUGGUUGUCAAUGAGUACCACUAAGCCUAGCGUUUUUGAGAAUAACAAUGAUGAGGGAGUUGAUAGGGUUAUAUCGACUAGAAAGGGGUUGUACGCUUUUUUGAUGGAGUCCUCGCAAAUAGAAUAUUUUGUGCAGACGAAGUGUGAGUUGAAGUCGGUGGGGAACUGGUUGGACUCAAAGGGAUAUGGAAUUGCAAUGCCAAUGAAUUCUCCAUAUAGAGGAGAGAUAAAUAAAGCAGUAUUAAAAAUGUCAGAAGAUGGUAAACUCAUAGAUCUUAAAACCAAAUGGUGGAAGACCAAAAGAGAAGAACCUUCUUGUGAUGAUUCUGGUGGAGGAGAAGAUGAUUCCUCAAAAUUAGCUCUAGCAAAUGUUGGUGGUGUGUUUUUGGUACUUGGUUUGGGCAUAUCUUUCGCCUCUAUAUUAUCUAUAAUAGAGUUUUUAUGGAAUGUGAGGUGCAUAUCUAUUGAGGAACAUAUGACUUACUCGGAUGCCUUAAAAAUGGAACUAAAAUUCGUCUGUAACGUUUGGAUAACCAAAAAACGUACAAGACCAGAAACGUCGGAUGAUGGAUCAACAAAAGAAGAUAGCAAAAGUAUUUUGCAAAAUGGUGUUACUUUAGUAAAUGAAAAUAAUAAAAACGGAUCAAAUGAAAAUAUCGAUGACAAAGAAUAA